Molecule: messenger RNA, 1326 nt
Organism: Penicillium angulare
Lineage: Eukaryota; Fungi; Ascomycota; Eurotiomycetes; Eurotiales; Aspergillaceae
Product: UBX domain-containing protein
Exons: 5
Coding region: 1-1326 (441 amino acids)
Molecular function (GO): protein binding
Source: RefSeq, a predicted model, not a curated record
AUGGCUGGAUUUUUCAAAGGUAAUCUUCAGGAUGGUAUUGGUCUCGCUAUGAGGGAGGCCAAGGCCGUGGUUUGCUUCGUUCGAGAUGACGGUCACGCAAGCUCAACAUGGGAAGAAGAAUACUUAGUGGGUGAAAAUGUCACUCCGGCACUUGAUACCAACGCCAUCCUCCUACGCAUAAUAGCAGGAUCCCAAGAAGCUGGGUUUUUAACAUCGUUCUGUCCGAUCGCCAAAUUCCCGACGGUUGUAGUCAUUAAGAAUGGCACAUUGCAGGAGUACCUGGCGCCGGAGACCUCGAAAGAUGACUUUCAAAGUCGACUUGUGGGUGCUGUUGAUCCCCAGGAUCACCCGAAGCAUACCCAGAAAUCAGAUAGCAACACAUCUGCCGCACGAGAUAAAUCAGCGGAGAUAUCGGAUUCUUCUGCCACGCCCACUUCAAAUAGCUCCGCGACACGAGACACAAAUUCACUACCAGCAUCUGCCACAUCUACCGCAUCUGCCGCGUCUCUCAAAUCUUGCAUUGAAAAAUCGCCACCAGGGCAAAGCAGCAAAUUGUCAGCUCAAAAGCCUGUACCAGCAAACCUAAUGUCGCCGGGGGAUACGCGAAAACGGUCGGUUGCUUCGCAAAAAGGAACAGAAAAACCCGAAGAAGAGCGGCAAAAGCCCCAAAGUCCCAAAGUCAACAACACCCCUGCACCUCUCCCCAAAGAUCGUGAUCUUAAGCCAAAGGAAGCUCCCGGCAACCCCACGCAAUAUCGGCUACAAGUCCGGUUAUUCGAUGGAAGCUCCAUUCGAUCUAGCUUCUCGCCUUCGCAGACAAUUCGCAGCGAUGUGCGAUCUUGGCUGGACCAAAAAAUGGGAACUGAACAGCGACCAUAUAAUCUGAAACACAUAUUGACCCCUCUUCCCAGCCGGACACUAUCGAUAUCUGAGGAGUCACAAACCCUUCAGGACUUGGGAUUAGGUUCGACCGCUAAUCUGGUCAUGGUCCCUGUUUCAUCAUAUACAGACGCAUAUUCAAUCUCGGGCUCUAGUCUACCUGCACGAGGCGUUUCGGCUGUAUAUAGUGUCGUUUCUUCAGCUAUCACCACGGCUACAGGGCUAUUAGGCUCAUUGACUGGGCACGGCACACCAACCACCAGUGAGGUCGAAUCAUCUACUGCACCCGGUCAAUCCGGCUCUUCAAGGGCCACUCAGCGGCCAGGCAUAAGAGGACCAAAUAUUCGGACCCUCGGGGACCAAGGAAGUAAUGAGGAUGACCGUCAAUUUUACAAUGGAAACCAGUUGAACUUUGAACCGCGAGAAGAGGACAGGAAGGAUCACUGA